ACUCAACACAAAAUUAUUACCAUGGCUGUUUUCAGGAUUUUGUUGCUCCUAAUGGGACUGCUUGCAGUCUUGUAAGUAUAUCAUAUAUAAUAUAGAUUUUAUUAAAUAAUAAUUAUAUUUGUCUAUCAUUAAUAAAACACGAAAACGGACCACCCUGAGUGUAUGAUAUAACACAAUAUUUAUAAUAUCGGAUUAACAUAGGCACUAUUUUUAUAAUGAAGAGCAGUUACGAUAUAAUUUUGUUAUAAUAAUGAAACGAUAUGGCGUUUACAUUUUAAGCAUUAUAAAUAUGUCCAGAUAUCAGAUACAUACUUAUCCAUUUCACAAUGUUUGCCAUUCUAUUUUUUCGGGAAAAAUUAUUAUACCUAAUAAUAAACAAUAAUACUGUUACAGGCAUUUAGGUACACAGUUUGCGCUUUUAACCCAUAAGACAGUCACAAUACCCACAAUAGGUAAUAUAAGUAAUAUAUAGGGCAAAUUUUAUUGAUUAACCCAUGUGAUAUUAAUUGUUUAUGCCUUGGACAAUGUAAUAGAAACAAUUUGUGAUUCAUUUCAAACAUUAUGCAUACAGGUAUACGUUAUCGCGUGCACAUUAUUAUUAACGGCACGAACAAAUAUCGCACGAAUCAAUAAACACAAUUUGCACUAUUGUUAUACAUAUAUAGUACAGCUACGAAGCUUCAGAUUUCCACAUAGAGUCGGCUACUUAGUGUUCUGUGUUUUCGUCAUUACGUCAUUAUCCGUAUAGGUAUACUGCAAGACAAGAUGCUAUAUUUUAAACACGGUGGUUAAAUUAAAUUUCGAGUAGGUAUGUAUUUACGAAAAUGCUAUUCCCGUUGCGCGUAUCUUCAGUAAAAUAAUAAUAUAUCGCCUUUUGGUUUUCAAAUCUUGUUUUUAAUUUAGUUUAUAGAUUAUUUUUCCAGAAGUUUUGAUACGCGUGAACCUCGUAGCGUGGAUGAAUGGUUUUAAUAAUUAAAAUUAAUAAUACCGCAGUAAUAAUAAAAUUUAAAGUUUAGAGAGGCACGGCCAAGAGAACUGAGUUUACCUAUCUAGAAAAAAAUGUUUUAUGCAAUUUAUCAUCCUCCGAUUGAAACAUUAAAUCAUAGGUAUACCUAUUAAUAUUAUAACUUAAACCUAAUUAUUAUAUGACAAGUCUCUUUUCGAAACCAAGAUAAAAUAUAUAUUUUUAAAAUAUCUUAUAAAUUACUAUUAGGUAAUGACGACACCAUCUUUACAAAAAUACUGUUAGAAAUAAAUCGCAGUUUACAACAAACUUUAAAAUACUGUAGUAUUAUUUCAUUGCAUACUAGCCAAAACGCAUGUUAUAAAAUUAUUUUUAAACACGUUUGGGUUUACCUGUAUUCUAGCAAAAAAAUAUUAAAACUCGGUUAUGCCGCCGUUUUGUUAACAACAUUUGAAAGAAAAUAUACAUAAUAUACGAGAUCGUUUCGUUAAAAAUCUACAAAAGAAAAAAAUAAUUUCAAUAGUAAUGUUUUUCAAAUGUUUAUAUCAUGUAAAGCCGUUUAUCUUUAAGGUGUUAUAUUAUUAAAAAAAAAUUUGAUAAUAUUAUUUGUGUUUGUGCUCGUUUACUAUAAUAUAUUAUAUUUUAUUUGAUUCAAGCUUGGGAAAUGGAGUCAGUUCUUCGUUAUUGAAUGCAUCAGCGUUUGCUAAAAAAAGUGACAGCAGUUUAAUAAAAGCGGUGAAAACGACAUCGGAGUCGGAAGCCACCGCAGUGGCGAAGAGUAGUAGUAGUAAUAGUAGUAGUAAAUUGUCCAAUAGUAUAUCACGCAGUGUUUCAAGUUCUACCUCCCGUUCGGUGACGGUCGAAAAGAAAUCCACCACGUUCAAAAAGAAGUGUUGGUCCGAGUUGAUUAAAGACAACGCGGUGAGAAUAAACACAUUAGAAAUGUGUCCGAAAUACGGUUACGACGUAGAAGGCCUGUACGUUGUACCAGAAUUUUUGAAACUUCUAAACUCGCUAAACAGGGAACAGUGCAGUAUGUUCUCCAGAAUUACUUAUCCCCGGGACUAUAGUCUGUCGAUCAAAAACGACGACGAGUUCGACGUCAUUAUUGUUGGCUGUGGAGCGUCCGGUUCGGUUUUAGCAUCCAAACUUAGCGACGAAAAGGAUUUGAACGUUUUGAUACUAGAAGCAGGCAACACACCGUCGAUCGAAUCUGAAAUACCGGGUCUAUGGGCUACGUCGAUCGGUUCGGAAAUGGAUUGGAAUUAUCGCGCGGAAACCGAUACUACUUUCGGUCAGAGUUUGACCGACCAACGUGUCGCGCUCAUCCGAGGAAAAUGCCUGGGCGGGACUACAGCAUUGAACACCAUGUUGUACGACCGUGGGGUGGACGCGGAUUACACUAAGUUCGAGUUAGCUGGACUGACUAAAUGGUGUUGGAAAGACGUGAUCAAAUACUAUAAACGUUCAGAAGACUGCAAGUUCGAAAAAAUCACAACAAACGAAACGGUACGUAAAUCGCACAACCAAGGGGGCAAAUUGAACGUAGACUCGUUCCACAAUACUAAGACGGUGGAGAUCAGACAGGUUUAUUCAACUGCGCUGAACGCCGCGAACUACAGCACGGUAGACUUUUUUGACGUGAAGAACCAUCAAGGUUUUAUUUCGUCCGUCGCGAUCGUGAAGAACGGGCUGCGUGUGAACGCGGCCAAAGCUUUUUUAAAGAAUGCAAACCGAAAAUACAAUUUGAAAAUAUCAGCUAGGUCUACGGUGAAAAGAGUUCUGUUCGAAGACAAAAAAGCCGUCGGAGUAGAAUUUGAAAAUUCAGUGGGUGAACUGAUUAAAGUCAAGAGCAAACAGUCUGUUAUCUUAAGUGCCGGUCCAAUUGGAUCACCACAGCUUCUCCUCAGCUCCGGUGUCGGGCCACUGAAGGAUCUAUUGUCGUUGGAUAUACCGGUGGUCGCGGAAAACGAUAACGUGGGUUUGAAUUUACAAGCACAUCCGAAUUUCUUAGGUCUAGUGGUUAAAUUUGAAUCGCAACCAAUUAAAUCGUAUUCUAUCAGUGAAAUGGUUUUUGAAUACUUAAUAAAGCACACCGGCCCGCUAGCUACAAUAGGACUCGGUAGUUUUACCGGUUUCAUCGAUAUCGACGGUAACGGGACACCGGACAUCCAGAUAUUCUUUUAUUAUUACUCAGAGGACGAUACCGUGUUUAUGCCAUCGCAAUUGGACGCGUUCAACUACAACGACAACAUCACGGAACAGCUGAUCGACUUGAACGACCACAAUGAUAUCCAGAUAGUGGGAAUUUCUUUAUUGCGCCCGAAAAAUACCGGCCAAGUAACCAUACAGAAGAACGGCGAAGAAUGGGAACCAACGAUAAAAUACGGUUCGCUGGACGAUGAGGAUGUGGACACUCUGAUGAAAGCCAUUCAAUGGGUGAAAGAUCUCAUACAAUCGGAAGCGUUCAAACAUUAUGGACCGACGAUUGUUCCCUUGAAAAUUGAAGGGGGCCCGGAGCCAGAUGCGAACAGCGCUGAAUAUUGGAAACACGUCAUCAAACAUUUGACGACAAUGAAUAUCCAAAUAGCCGGCACGUGUUCCAUGGCCACUACGUCUGAUAAAGGCGUCGUGAGCGAAGACCUCGAGGUGUUCGAUACGGAAGGACUAAUGGUCGUGGACUCAUCCGUUCUCCCGAUUAUGUUCAGUGCCGAGAGUUGCGCUCCAUCCAUGAUGGUUGCGGAGAAGGCAUCAGACCUCAUCUUGAAAAAAUUGGGACUCCGUAAUGAGUCGGAUGAUGACGAGAUUCCAGAUUUACGAAAAUAAUAUGUAAUCAAAUACUAUUAAGUUAAAUACAACAAUAAGACAUUAAAUAGAUUCCUUGUGAGUGUUACCAUAAAACAAAACCGAUUAUUUUAUUAUAAUACAUUAAUAUUGUGUAUUAAAUAUCAUAUAAAAAAAAAUAACAUUUUAUUGCUUAUAUUUCCUCUCAUACGGUGGUCAUUUGUA
This is a messenger RNA of Cinara cedri, 3973 nucleotides long. The record is from the annotation of a GenBank genome assembly. Lineage: Eukaryota; Metazoa; Arthropoda; Insecta; Hemiptera; Aphididae.